This is a messenger RNA of Salmo salar (Atlantic salmon), 4451 nucleotides long. Its product is annotated as rho GTPase-activating protein 18. Gene Ontology annotation, cellular component: cytoplasm. Gene Ontology annotation, molecular function: GTPase activator activity. The record is from RefSeq and is a predicted model, not a curated record. Lineage: Eukaryota; Metazoa; Chordata; Actinopteri; Salmoniformes; Salmonidae. Gene Ontology annotation, biological process: regulation of small GTPase mediated signal transduction; regulation of actin filament polymerization; negative regulation of stress fiber assembly.
ACUUGCAGGAUGUAGCCUUCAAUGACGGGUUUCAAGAAAGCAAUAAUGGAGAAAAGGGUCUAUAGUUCAACAUGUGCACAAAGGGAUUAUCGAAAACAAGAAUGUGGGUACGUGUGAAUGAACUGAAUUGUGUGUGUGGUCACUGAAACUGGCGUAUUUGAACUUUACCCCUUAUGAUGACCGAAACAAAGUACACUAUUCAAGUACUUCUCAAACUGACUCACUCAGUGUUGACAUAGUGGAAUUGAAACCACCUACCUAUGGUGAAGACGUCGGACCGAAAUAGCAGCCUUCAAACACAUGAAAUAGGACAACGAUUACUUCACCAAAAUGAAAUGACUCAGAUGACUGACAGGAAGAGUGACUUCCUCCGUUGCCUUUUGACAAUGUUGCCUGUCCACAUUCCACUACUCUAUUCUCAGGUAGGACUGAGCGAUAUACAGAGUAUACCUGUGCGUUCUGGCUGAGUUUCAGGCAGUCAUCAGCUUCCAGUGGACUUGUGCUAUCCAGACCAUAACAACUGACUUUAGACUGUACCUGAGCAGUCUUGGACUGGACUAUAGAAAGAUUCUGAUCCUCUCAAUUUCUUUAUUUCUACACCUGAGGGACUUUGAACAUGUAAACAGGCACUCAUGUUCCCCUGUAACAUACACGGCUACUGUAUAAUAUCAACAGUGUCUAUAAUAAGGGGAAGAAGUUGGACACUUAACAGCGACUCUGUUGUAAACAGUUGAGGGAAGGUGCAGUACCAGGAGAUAGGCCUACUAGGCAGGAUGAGUUCCAGGGGGGCCAGACUCUCUUCUCCCUCCAGCUCGCUGGAGCGUCCAGCGUCACAGGACUCACAGGACUCCAUGGAGGACUACUGGAGCGAGGUGAAAAACAUCGAGGAGGAUGGCGAGCGGGCCCACGAGGACCUGCUGGAGAGGGGCAGCAUGGAUGAGGCCGAGCUUGAGGAGGCGUGGCUGCAGGAGGCGGGUCUGUCCACAUUGGUGUCGGGGGAGUUGGGGGAGGGUCCUGCAGAGGCGCUGCUCUCCACGCUGACGCGCUCGCAGGCAGCCAUGGUGAAGAAGCGUGUGGACAACUACACCCUGACCAUGAGGAAGAGGAACAAGCAACCGGCCAGACACGUCCAAGACGUCUUCUCCACGCCAGAUACAUUGUUGGUUGAUCCCAUACUGCCAGUGUCCCCCAAGUCACCCAAUGGACACAUGCCUUCCAGAUGCAUCCACCGGACGUCUUCAAGAGUGCGGCCUGCUUUUCCCAGUUUCUCCCCGGUGGAGAGACGUGUUUCAGAGUGCCCUCCCCCUCAGGAGACCUCUGACACCCUGUCUUUCCAAGUGCCUUACUCCGAGGGCGUCACUGCCCACCGCAGGGGCCGCCAGGGGGACUGCCAGGACUGCCAACGCAUCCGCAGAGAUGACCCCGACCUGCCUACAUUUCAGCUGCCUAGGCCUAAACUAGGCCUCACCCACAUCCAAGAUCUGUCUUGUGAGGACAUGAAGAAGAUCGGCUACAUCUCUCUGAUUGAACUGACCACGUUCUACGACUGCCUGGGCAUUGAGCUCAAACGCAACCGAGCAGCACGCAGCAAGGCUAGAGAAAGUGGUAUAUUUGGAGUUCCCCUGACCACUCUACUGGAGAAUGACCAGAAGAAAUGCCCCGGGUCCAAGGUUCCUCUCGUCUUCAGAAAGCUCUUGUCCAAGCUGGAGCAGACAGGACUACAAACAGAGGGGAUUCUCAGAGUACCAGGGUCUGCAUCCAGAGUAAAGCAUCUGCGCCAGGAGCUGGAGCAGAAGUUCUAUGAGGAACGGUUUGACUGGGAGCAGGUGAGGCACAAUGACGCAGCGGGCCUGUUGAAGAUGUUCAUCAGAGAGCUGCCUUAUCCUCUGCUCACUCUCCAGCACUUACCGGCCUUCGCCGCUGCACAGAGUGUCUCCUCUCCCAGACACCAGAUCCAGGCCCUGCACCUCCUCAUCAUGCUGCUCCCUGAGCCCAACAGAGACACACUCAAGGCCCUGCUGGAGUUCCUGAGGAAGGUGGUAGCCUAUGAAGAGAAGAACAGGAUGAGUCUGUGGAACGUGUCCAUGAUCGUGGCUCCCAACCUCUUCACCUACCGGGGCAAGAACGCCAAGCAGGAGGAGAUGCAGGGGGCAGCCGGGGCGGCCCACCUCGUACGGCUACUCAUCACAUACCAAGAACUGCUCUGGACCGUGCCCUGCUUUCUCAUCUCCCACGUGAGGAAGUUGAAUGAGGCUAGCAAGAAGCCACCCAGCUCAGAGAAGACCAAAAGGAAGCUGCUACUGAUGAGGAAGAGGAACGCUGAGAAGACUGAGAGGAGCGAGUUGACUGACCUCCGAGAAGGGGUCAUCAGGGUUCACGCCCCACUACACGCUAAGAUCUCCAUGGCGAUCCAGUUGGACAAUGAGACCAAGGCCAAAGAUGUGACGGCGCGCUUCGAUUAUGAGAACGGUCGUGGCUCCAGAAGCACUAGCCAGAGGCCAGUACAGUAUUUGUUUGAGGUCGGAGGAAACAUAGGCGAGCGCUGCUUGGACCCUGAGACUCACCUACUAGACGUGUACCAUGUGAAUCCGCACUGUGAAUGGCUUUUAAAACCCAAGACCACGUGAGAAAUGAGGACUCACUCACUCAACACAGUCAGCAAACUGUACCACUGCCCUCUUGUGGUUGUCCUGGUGAACUGAGCAUGCAUGGAGGCCUUGUUGACUAUAGGUUCAGUUGAGGUUUUAUCCUGAACUAUGGACCACUAAAAAGAGCAAGAGCUGAAAGAGGAACUAUGGAGAGAGACAUUCUCCUCCUGAAGGAAGGACUCAGCAUAGGCCAUGUUCGUGGGAUUGAACCUUAUAACAAACUACUAAAUAGGACAGGAUCUCUAUACUCUGACUAGCUGGGUUCUGGAUGGAAGUAUUUGGAGGUGGGACAGCUUUGUGAAGACAUGCCCCCCAUAUGUGACUGACGACAUCCCAUUGCUUGCCAUUUGAAUUUUUUUGUGCCAGAUAUUCACCUCCUGGGUUGUUCUACCAAUUCAGUGCCUUUUGAGGACACUAACUUAUUUUACACUACCAUUUCACUAUUAGAUACCACUUCAUGCAAGACCCAGUUAACAUUUACUUGCUAUAUUUAUACCACUAAUUUAUCCUGCUUAUUGUAUUAUUACACAUACUCCAUAUAACUUUUUUUUAAUCAUUUAUAAGAGCAGCAUAUUGAUUGCAAAAGCAUUGGGAGUGAGGAGAUUCAGAAGACUAGCAGUUUGGGUUGUUGAGUUCAUGAUGGUGAGGGACACGUGGAGAUGGGAUGACCUGAUACUGAAUACAGACAUUGGCUCCGUCUGAAACGUUGUAACAGCUUCGUUUCAUGGUCUCCUGUCUUGCUUACCACUGAUCUGUGUCUAGAACUGAUCAGGACAAGGCAGGUGAAAACAACAUAGUGGAAACCUAUCCAGUCCUUUCACCUGUCAGCUCAUGUCUUUGAUGACCACUAAGGAGAGGAAGUGGUUUCAGAGUACUGAGACGUAGGCCCACAUCAGGACUGUGACCAACGAUUCAGGCUAUUGUCAAGGCCACCUUUUUUGCUUUUUGGAUUUGCAUGUUGAGCACUAAAAUAAAAAGGUCCAGAACUUAAACAUCUCCCUCCUGACACAUCGCCCCGCCCCAAUGGACUGUGAAUGUUGUACAUGUGACUUGUAGAAAACAAUGUACACACUACACUAUGACUUAACAACCCUUUCAACUAAUCCUGUAUGUCCGGUCUACAUAAGAGACAUGCAUUAUUAAUGAACUAAACUGACUUUGCAUGCCUGGGGAGUGCUUACAAUACUUCCUCUAAUGAAGGAAAGGAGAAAAGGCAUAGAGUGGCCAUAAAAAAAAGGCCCUACAUAGCAGUGUUUGCCUGUUAGCCUGGCUUCCAAACUGAUUUCGCUACAUUUCACCAUCGUUUAAUUUCAACCGAUGGUAAGCGCAGUGUUCAGUCUGGUUUAACCAGGCUAGCCCUCGCUUGCUUAUGAACUUGUGAAUGUUUACUUACAGGGCAUGUAUGGUUUAGCCCAAUCAACCUCUCUCCACUUUAUUUUACUCUGUGGUCUUAGGAAUUCAAUGUUUGCCAGCCUGUGGUUUUUGUUGUUAAAGUAUUCUGUGCUUCCAAAUUAACCUGCAGCAAAUGCAUCGACAAAGGUCGUAAUGUUGAUAUGACGUUGUGCAGGACUUUUUUUUUAUUAUUUUCAUCCUUCCAAAGCCAGUGUGAAAACAUUUUUUUGUAAAUGAUUGUGCACCAUAGACUCUAUGUGUGUAUUUUCUGUAUAUAGAAUACUGAUUUAGCAUUUUUUUAAUUUGCAUUUAUUUUAUGAAUAUUAUUUGACCACUGUUGACAGUUUUGGCCAAGUGGCACAAUGUAUCUGACACAGUAACAACUGAAUAUAACGUCAAGUUAAAAAUUGA